Molecule: messenger RNA, 2257 nt
Organism: Odontomachus brunneus
Lineage: Eukaryota; Metazoa; Arthropoda; Insecta; Hymenoptera; Formicidae
Gene: Skp2
Product: S-phase kinase-associated protein 2
Exons: 6
Coding region: 431-2005 (524 amino acids)
Biological process (GO): SCF-dependent proteasomal ubiquitin-dependent protein catabolic process
Cellular component (GO): SCF ubiquitin ligase complex
Molecular function (GO): protein binding
Source: RefSeq, a predicted model, not a curated record
GCCAAUGACACGUGCUAUACACACAGUAAACUCUGGUAAACUCCUACGCUCAAUCACAGGACUUCUUUUAGCAUACAAAAUGCUUAGCACAACGAAAUUAUAAAUUGAACCAUAUAAAUUAUCUACAAUCAUAAUAACUAUACCAACAAUACAUAGAAUAUUAAUUUUUUAGAUUAGUCCACUAAUAUUCGCGCGCGUUUUUUCCCUCCAUUCGAGGCAUCACCGCCUUUAUCGUGCGCGUUCCCGCCGUUAUACUGGUCGACCAACCAACGGCUAAUUUCAUCCACCACCUCGCCGUGUCAGUAGUCCACUGAGCAAUCACUGUGUCGUUAGUGAGUGUUGUUCGUAUCGGAGUGACGGAUUGUGUUAAUCGUUCGUUAUACAACAACGGUCCCGAGAAGAGGCCAAUUUUGCGCUAUUUUGUGAAAUCAUGGAUUCUGUUACUAUCAAACACAUGUUAUUGCACGAGAUUGGUUGCUCACUGAACACCGAGGAAUCUUCUCCGCCCGAUAGUAAAAAAAUACCUCUGGAAAAUACCUGCAAUAAUAAUCUAAACAAUAAUAUGCCUCAAAAUAGUAGAAGGUGGUCAUAUUCUGGAAAUACUAGUUUUGUAGAACCUGAAAUCUUGGAAGAUAUGGGUGUUAGUAUGUUAGAAGAUCCAGUAACAAAUGAUGAAAGUACAAAACAAUUACAAUCUCAAGUUUGCAUAAUUUCACCUGUAAGUUCAGGUAAUAACAAAAAAUUAAGAAGCAAAAUAUAUGAACAUGAUAGUAUUGAAUAUCAUAAGGAGGUUCAUGUAAAUUCUAAUAUGAAUAAUGGAAAUGUGGAGAGAACAGAGCCAGAUUCAUGCAUUUAUGAUCUAGCUGUAUUUAAUAGUACAGAGAAUAAGUCCAGCAAUCCUUCAAGAGCAAGAGAAAAUUUUGUUAAAGAAAAUACAAAUGCUUCCACUGACAAUGCUGGCUUAGAUCAAUUUUGUUUAUAUAGAAGAAAAAGGAAACCUUCGAUCGUUGGCGAAAAUAAAUUUAAUGAGUUGUCAGAUGAGAUCAUUUUGAUGAUAUUAAAAUGGCUACCUAAAAAAUGUUUGGUACGUUCUAUGUUGGUGUGCAGACGUUGGUAUCAAGUAGCUCGUGAUGAGGCAUUAUGGACUAGAUUAGAUUUGGGUAGUAAAGUUUUAAGUGAAGGUACAUUGGGGUUUAUAUUACCACGAGGAGUACAAAUCCUAAGACUGGCACAAGCAGAAAUUGCUGAUCCUAUUUUCUACGAAUCCAAUAUACAGUGUGAUUACUUUAGAGACGUUUACAUCAGUAGAUUACAAUAUUUAGAUUUAUCUAUGGCUGUUAUAUCACCAAAUGGUUUGGCAACAUUAUUAUCCAAAUGUAGAUUAUUGAAAAACUUAUCAUUGGAAAAGUGUAUAAUAAAUAGGGCUUGCUUUAAAGAAAUUCGACAUAACACAGAAUUAGAAAUUUUGAAUUUAACAAUGUGCGAAGAUAUCGAUGCUGUAUGUAUUAUGGAUUUAGUGAAACUCAAAUGCUUAACUGUCCUCAAUAUGGCAUGGUGUUGCUUAGAUAGCAUGAGUGUGUCUUUACUUUGUAGAACUCUGCCACCAUCUAUUAAACGUUUGAGUGUGGCUGGCUGCAGAAAAACAAUGAAUGAUACUAACGUGAAAGACUUGUUGAGGCGAUGUCCGGAUAUUGUAGAAUUAGAUUUGAGUGAUUGUGCUAUACUUACGAUAAACAGCAUUCAUACUUUAUUGAAUUUCUCCAAAUUAGAGCACUUGUCACUAAGUCGUUGUUACAGUAUUCCACAGUCAGCAUACACAAGAUUAGCUCAGAUGCCAUCUUUAUUAUAUUUAGAUAUUUUUGGCUUAAUGACAGAUCAGGUACUCAAAUCAUUACAGGAUAAAUAUCGCAAACUCGAUGUUAACAAGUUUUACUACAGUUCAAUCGCAAGACCAACAGUAGGCAUUCGAAGAACGAGUAUUUGGGGUCAACGUGUUAGAGAUUGAAUUUCAUACUUCAUAUUAUUCUUGUCAACUCGCAAUCGUGAAAGUGGAAUUGACCGAAAGGAAACCUAAAUACAAGUAUGUAAUACUACACAAUUCCACAUAGACUGAAUAUAAUAAUUCUAAAUUGAAUUCAGUAACGUAUUUUCGAAAGAUAAUUUGUACAUGUUCAAGAUAACACGUAUAAUUCUGUCAAAAUUUAUAAUCAGUAACAAAUUAGUAACCAGCUGUUGCUCAAAUAUAUAUUUAAAAGAG